This is a messenger RNA of Plenodomus lingam JN3, 540 nucleotides long. It is a transcript of the gene PSF3, whose product is annotated as DNA replication protein. NCBI's taxonomy places the organism in Eukaryota, Fungi, Ascomycota, Dothideomycetes, Pleosporales, Leptosphaeriaceae. Gene Ontology annotation, cellular component: GINS complex. Gene Ontology annotation, biological process: mitotic DNA replication initiation. The record is from RefSeq and is a predicted model, not a curated record.
AUGACCUCCUACUACGACGUCGAUGCCAUCCUCACAGACGCCCAAAAGGUGCCCUGUACCUUUGAGCUCACCGUCCCUGGUCUCGGCUACCUCGAAGGCAACAUGACGGGCGACAUCAAACAAGGCUCCAAGCUUGAGCUCCCACUCUGGCUCGGCGAGAUGCUCGCCCUAAGUCACACCCUCAACACCUCCGCCUUCCUCACCCUCGAUCCACCCGCUGCACUAGCCCCACGCGUCAUGAACGCGCUCAAAGCAGACCCCCGCACCGUCGACCUGCGGGCCCUGGCUCCCCAUUUCUACAAUCUUGGCGCCAGAAUACUCGAGUUGUUUGAGGAUGAAGAAAUGAUGGAAGUCCUCAGUCAUACAUUCAAGUCAAGAGCAGCAGUCAUAGCCGAUCAGGCUCAUAAUCCUAGAGGCGCACUGGGUGAAGGUGCCGACUUCAUGCAAGGCCUAGACGAGAAUGAGCGACAGUUGUUUCGAGCCGCACAUGACAGUGCCAAAGGCGUGCGGAUGUGGAUGGCAGAUCUCAAAAAGAACUAA